AUGGUCAAGAUAGCCGUUGCCGGCCCCGGACACGUCGCCUCCGAGAUCAUCGACGGCCUGUUUGCCACUGGCAGGCAUGAAAUUGUCAUCCUCUCUCGUCAAGCAAGCCACAGAGACCGCUCCAUCCCUCGCCAGAUCCGGAAGUACCUGGCGGAUAAGAGCAAGGAUGGCAAGUUUCUCAACUAUAUCGCCGGCAGCCGCCAGACAGCCAAGCAUUUACGGUCUACCAAUCUGCUGUACGUCGACCAUGGCAAUGGCACUGCUGUCGUUGCCGGCAACAUGACCGAAAAGUACAGCCUCACGGCAAUCGCGGACCUGGUCAACAUUGUUGUCAAGGCCGUCGAGGACGAGGGGGAAUGGCCCAAGAUUGGCGGCAUCAACGGCAACACCCUCUUCUUUGCCGACGAGACAGCAAUCGGUGAGGAAAUCAAGGAAAUGGAUCGCGAAGAUCUCAAAGCCGGCGUCAUCAAGACCUCUUGGCCACCCGGCCUUGACCACUUCUCUCUGUCCGAGGCUGAGAAAGAGCCAAUCUCCAGACCGAUUCUCUGCGGCAUGUUGCUCAACAUGACGAGCUGA
This is a messenger RNA of Parathielavia appendiculata, 576 nucleotides long. RefSeq lists its product as uncharacterized. Lineage: Eukaryota; Fungi; Ascomycota; Sordariomycetes; Sordariales; Chaetomiaceae. The record is from RefSeq and is a predicted model, not a curated record. Bases 1 to 576 code for a protein of 191 amino acids. The transcript has 5 exons.